UGGACACCAUGAACGAAGAGUCACUGGCUGGCACCUCUUCGCUGUACUCCAGCACCUUUGCCCAAGUCAUCUUUGUCAACAUAGAAAAGCAGUACACAACAGACGUUGCUGUGAAAUGCAAUUACAUCCUGACCCCCAGGAUCACGCCCCAUAAGAACGACUGGAUUGGAAUUUUCAAGGUUGGAUGGAGUACAGCUCGAGAUUACCACACGUUUGUCUGGGCCCCUCUCCCAAAGGAGGCCGGUCAGGUGGAACGUCAGCAGCAAGUAACGUUCGAAGCUUAUUAUCUUCCUAAGGACAACAAUGACUUUUACCAGUUCUGCUACGUCACUCAGAAGGGAGAGAUUCGAGGAGCCAGCACACCCUUCGGGUUCCGGCUUGCAAACAGCGGCACGCCUGACCGUCUGGACAGCGAUUCUGGUCAAGAGAUGCUCGUCAUCACCACGCAGGUGAGUCGUCUCUUUUCGCAGGUCCGCCCCCCCACCCCUCCCCCCCCGGUUGUCAGAGUACUCUACAGCGCACCAGCAGGCCUUUCGGCCCGUCUGGUCCUGGUCCCAUCGACCCGCACCCAGACCGUUCCCCUCCCGGUUCAAGUGCUGACCCAAACUCCUCAUAAAUCAGGGGGCUUCCAACCUGGGGUCCACACCCCCGCUCCGGCUAAUGGCAUGAAAAGAAGUUUGGGAGCCCCCUAUCUUUAAUUGAGAUCGUACCGGCAUCCAGUGCUCCGCUGGCACCUCGGGGUGGGG
Messenger RNA from Hypanus sabinus (Atlantic stingray), 746 nucleotides. RefSeq names its product tax1-binding protein 1 homolog B-like. Bases 9 to 698 code for a protein of 229 amino acids. The record is from RefSeq and is a predicted model, not a curated record. The transcript is spliced from 3 exons. NCBI's taxonomy places the organism in Eukaryota, Metazoa, Chordata, Chondrichthyes, Myliobatiformes, Dasyatidae.